Messenger RNA from Rhinocladiella mackenziei CBS 650.93, 765 nucleotides. RefSeq lists its product as uncharacterized. The record is from RefSeq and is a predicted model, not a curated record. The transcript has 3 exons. NCBI's taxonomy places the organism in Eukaryota, Fungi, Ascomycota, Eurotiomycetes, Chaetothyriales, Herpotrichiellaceae. Bases 1 to 765 code for a protein of 254 amino acids.
AUGCUGCGAUAUUUCCAUGGAUUCCAGUUUCGCGACAAAUACGACGACCUUUUCAAGGGUCUUGACGUGGAUAAAGCUGUGAACAAUGGCACAAUUCAACCUGGACGAUAUCUUCUUUUAGAAUUUGACUUCUCCCGCCCCGCCCGUCCUCGCGACGGUAGCGAGUCUGCGCAGUUUAUUGCGCAACACAUAAACGGGAGGCUGUCGAAGUUCAAACGUGAUUACACCAAAUAUUUAGGUGAAUCGUUUGCAUCGCAGACAUCUACUUUUAUGGAGAAUAACCCAGCCGGAAAUUUCGAACAGUUGAUUGAUGCUGUCUAUAUACUCGCGGAUGAAUACGAUGCUUGCGCCAACGAUUAUAUGGAUCCGCACCAUCCAAAGUUAUGGUCUGAUGCCGCACCCUCUCGUCUCUUGAAGGCGUUCUGGGCCAAUGUCAAAUCUAGCCGAAAGUCGCGUUACGGUAUUAAAAAGGUAUACAUCACUGGCGUCACGCCUCUGCUUUUAAGCGACCUUGUCAGCGGUGCGGACAAUCAAGAAAACGUCUCUUUCAGUCCACGAUUUUCAACCAUUUGCGGAUUAACUCGAUCCGACGUACUAGGAGCACUGAAGGCCAUCUGCAACAAUGAGGAAGAUGUGCAAAAGUACCUGAGGGAAUUGGAACACAACGCCAAUGGCUAUCACUUCUGCCAAAAACAGAGUGUAGAGCCGGUGUUUAACACCUAUACUGCUCUUUCAUAUCUUCAAGUGAGUAAAGAGAAGCGCUAG